AUGCGGAGUCUGGAGGUGGCCAGAGAAAGCUGGCAAGAGCUGAAGCAAUACUCUUCCCUGCGCGACCUCAAGGAUGCUGUCCGCUUGGAGUCCAAUUCUUCGGCGGCAACUACAGGCCUGCGCUCUGUCUGCUGGAAGACAUUCCUCCUCUUCGACGACAGCCUAGAAAGCUCUGAGUGGCUGCGUAUCCUGGCUGCUUCAAGGUCUGCAUACAACUCUCUCAGACAACACUUCUUCCGCUUCAUCGACAACCCUGACGAUGUCGGUGCUCAAUUUGACCCAUUGAGCCAGGAUGCUGAGUCAUCUCCAUGGGCUCAGGUACACAAAGAUGAAGAAUUGCGCGCAGAGAUCUUGCAGGAUGUCGAGCGGUGUAUGCCAGAGACGCCAUAUUUCCGGCAGCCUGAAACGCAGCGAAUACUGCUGGACGUGCUCUUCAUAUUCUGCAAGCUGAAUCCCGAUGUCGGCUACAGGCAAGGUAUGCACGAGAUCGCAGCACCGAUUCUUUGGGCGAUCGAGAACGAUGCUAUCGAUAUCGGUGAGGGCAGCAAGACCAUGGGUGAAGACAGCACCAUCAAGGCCAUCUUUGAUGCGGACCAUAUCGAGCACGACACAUUUGCGAUCUUUGGCCAGGUGAUGCAGAGCGCGAAGACUUUUUAUCUAUCUGAAGGCCCUGUAUCCAUUGCUGCAAGAAGUCGCCACAUCUUCAAUGAGCUCUUGCCGCAGGUUGACCCUGAACUCAUGAAGCAUCUCGAAGGCCUUGACAUUCCUCCCCAGGUUUUCCUCAUCAGAUGGAUCCGGCUACUCUUUGGCCGUGAAUUUGACUUCGAUAACGUUCUCGCCCUUUGGGACGUCAUCUUCGCCGAGGAUUCAUCCCUUGAGCUUGUUGACCACAUAUGCCUGGCAAUGCUUCUGCGGAUUCGUUGGCACCUUUUAGACACUGACUAUAAUGGCGCCUUGGGUCUCUUGUUGCGUUACCCCGAGCAGGACAAAGACUUCCCCGCGCAGACCUUUGGGCUUGAUGCAAUUUACUUGCGCAAUCACAUGAACAAGGAGGGGGGCAGCUAUCUAGUACUGAAGUACACAGGUAGACCGCUGUCCUCAGGUCGACCUACGACACCUCCAGCUUUGCAGAGGAACAUAACGACUUUCUCUGGAUUGAAUGCCGCACGAAAGACCGGACUCUCGCCGCCUCGAACUCCUGGGAAACCACGAAACAUUGAGGCUAUACUCCAGAACACGGCGAAGAAUAUUUACGCACGAGGAGAGAAACUGGGCAUUGGGAAAGCAGUUCGAAACGCAGUUGAUGAAGUCCACAAAAAGGCCCAGGAGAUCCGUGAUUCCCAAACCCCAUCUACACCGCCGUGGCGUCGGCCGGGUACUGCACAUUCGUUCGAAAAGCUGAAGCACCUUGAGUUACGUAACAAGAGGCUUGCAGAGCUACUGUCUGGUACUGUGAAUGAGCUUUGGGAGUAUCAAAAGCUGGUGACAGAGGACGAGAAGGGCGAAAGCCACGCUCGGGAGAGCGAGACAGUGGAGAAACUGAGCACUGCGAUAGCGAAGGUGCAAUUCGUGCAGGUCUACCUUGAAGAGCCAAGCCUGUCGUUGCCUCAAGACGAUGUGCCGGCGAAGGACGACCUAGAUGCGAGCGAACUCCAGGAGACAGCGCCCGACAGCGCUUCUAAGGGCAGGUCUCUGGUCAAGCCUUCGACCGAACCCGAUGUUGCAUCGACUACAACAAGCGAUCUCACGCUUACUCACAAUACGAGAGGGCUUGCAGAUCCGGACACGUUCGAGGACUUCUCAGAGCCCUCUAUCUCAUCAUACAAGGCACGACCCGCUACGACAGUUCCAGAAGACACAGAGACACGAACCGCAGAAUCGAAUAUCCCAAGCACAGACGCAGAGCAUGCGACAGAUGGAGCUAGUGAAGCAACCGCUUCUCGACCAAGACUUGAGCAAAGCCAAUUCUCUUUCAUGCUCGGUCAAGAGACUAGCCAAGAUGCACCAAGCGUUCUGUCAACUCCUCCCCAAGCGCAGAAGAAGACGCAUGCCUCCAUAUUUGGAGAGGAAGAGCGAAGCCGGAGCACUUCUCGAACUCCAUCAAGGCAAGCUAACGAGAGCCCUUUCCAAGAUCCAGGCACCACAGAGGGCGAUUUUGACAUGGGCAGCUUGAGAAGGGCCAAAGGCUCACGAAAAUGA
Molecule: messenger RNA, 2199 nt
Organism: Zasmidium cellare ATCC 36951
Lineage: Eukaryota; Fungi; Ascomycota; Dothideomycetes; Mycosphaerellales; Mycosphaerellaceae
Exons: 3
Coding region: 1-2199 (732 amino acids)
Biological process (GO): activation of GTPase activity
Molecular function (GO): GTPase activator activity
Source: RefSeq, a predicted model, not a curated record